Molecule: messenger RNA, 3523 nt
Organism: Macaca mulatta (Rhesus monkey)
Lineage: Eukaryota; Metazoa; Chordata; Mammalia; Primates; Cercopithecidae
Gene: JRK
Product: Jrk helix-turn-helix protein
Cellular component (GO): nucleus
Molecular function (GO): DNA binding
Source: RefSeq, a predicted model, not a curated record
CCCUCCUACGCCUCCCCCAACCCUGGGACUCCCACUCCUCCCCUCCCCGCCAGGCCUCCUGCCCUCCCAGGCCCUCCGUUACCACCCAGCUCUGGGAAAGCCGGAGUCUGGCUCCCAGACACCACUGAGCGCCGAGUCCUCCAGCCUGUCUAGAGCGUACCGGAAGUAGCUGGUGGAAGGCGACGAGGCGCGGACUGGAGGAGAACUGAGUGGCCGGCACUUCCGGCCGGCGGUGGCUGCUCCGGGUGAGCAGGCCCCUGAAGUGCUGUGCCUGGAGAUACCAUCGUGGACCCUGGAGAGGCACCCUGCAGCUUAUGCGGUAAAACCUCGACCACCCCAGACCUGGUCAGUUUGAGGGGAGCUGCUACCACAGUAUCCACUGAGGCCGGGGUUCCGGUCGUGUGGAGCAGCAGAGGGGAGUCUGACAGGGUCACCUCCUCCACAGAGAGAACUGGCAGCUGACUGCACUGCCAGGAGCCAAGGCUUGGGUGUGUGGAGCCUGGAAGACCAGGGACACCUGAGGCAGGAGGUGCAGCGUAUGGAGUGGGGAACCCGAGACGGACUGGGGCCUGUGCUCAGGAUCAGGCAGGCAGAGUGGAGAGGGAGAGACGGAGCCCUGGAAGGGGAGCAGGAGGAGGGGGAGUAGUGGCAGCAGCCCAGGCCAGGCGUGUGUCCUGCAAGUGCUAGGACCAGCUACCCCUCCCCAUGGCCUCCAAGCCGGCUGCCGGGAAGAGCGGAGGGGAGAAGCGGAAGAGGGUGGUGCUGACGCUGAAGGAGAAGAUUGACAUCUGUACGCGCCUGGAGAAGGGCGAGAGCCGGAAGGCACUGAUGCAGGAGUACAACGUGGGCAUGUCCACCCUCUACGACAUCAGGGCCCACAAGGCACAGCUGCUUCGGUUCUUCGCCAGCUCGGACUCCAACAAGGCACUGGAGCAGCGGCGCACGCUGCACACGCCCAAGCUGGAGCACCUGGACCGCGUCCUGUACGAGUGGUUCCUGGGGAAGCGUUCCGAGGGCGUCCCUGUGUCAGGCCCCAUGCUCAUCGAGAAGGCCAAGGACUUCUACGAGCAGAUGCAGCUCACUGAGCCCUGUGUGUUCUCUGGAGGGUGGCUUUGGCGCUUUAAGGCCAGACACGGCAUUAAAAAGCUAGAUGCAUCCAGUGAGAAGCAGGCAGCCGACCACCAGGCCACGGAGCAGUUCUGUGGGUUUUUCAGGAGCUUGGCUGCCGAGCACGGGCUGUCCCCCGAGCAGGUUUACAACGCUGAUGAGACCGGCCUUUUCUGGCGGUGCCUGCCAAAUCCCACUCCAGAAGGCGGGGCCGUGCCUGGCCUCAAGCAGAGCAAGGACCGGCUGACCGUGCUGAUGUGUGCCAACGCCACAGGCUCCCACAGGCUCAAGCCCUUGGCCGUCGGGAAAUGCAGCGGCCCCAGGGCUUUCAAAGGCAUCCAGCACCUGCCUGUCGCCUAUAAGGCCCAGGGGAGCGCCUGGGUGGACAAGGAGAUUUUUUCCGAUUGGUUCCAUCAUAUCUUUGUGCCCUCGGUGAGAGAGCACUUCAGAACCAUAGGUUUGCCGGAAGACAGCAAGGCCGUUCUCUUGCUGGACAGCUCCCGGGCUCACCCGCAGGAGGCCGAGCUGGUGUCCAGUAACGUUUUCACCAUCUUCCUGCCUGCCAGCGUGGCCUCAUUGGUGCAGCCCAUGGAGCAGGGCAUUUGGAGAGACUUCAUGAGGAACUUCAUUAGCCCUCCGACCCCCCUCCAGGGCCCUCACGCCCGCUACAAUAUGAAUGAUGCCAUAUUCAGCAUGGCCUGUGCCUGGAACGCAAUUCCCGGUCACGUCUUCAGGCGGGCCUGGAGGAAGCUGUGGCCAUCAGUUGUGUUUGCUGAAGGCUCCUCCUCUGAGGAGGAGGUGGAGGCAGAGCACUUCCAAGCGAAGCCCCACAACACAUCCUUUGCGCACAUCCUGGAGCUUGUGAAGGAAGGCUCCUCCUGCCCGGGCCAGCUUUGCCAGUGCCAGGCCGCCGGCUGGGGUGUAGCAGGAAGGGAGGCAGAAGGGGGACAACCCCCUGCUGCCACGUUGCCAGCAGAGGUUGUGUGGGGUUCAGAAAAGACUCCGAAAGCUGACCAAGACGGUGGAGGAGAUCCUGGUGAGGGUGAGGAGGCGGCUUGGGAGCAGGCAGCCGUGGCCUUCGAUGCGGUCCUGCGCUUUGCGGAGCGGCAGCCGUGCUUCAGUGCACAGGAAGUGGGGCAGCUGCGAGCGCUGCGUGCCGUGUUCCGGAGCCAGCAGCAGGUGAGGAGGUGGCGUGGCGCCCUCGGGGCUGUGGUCAAGGUUGAAGCCCUCCAGGAGGGCCCUGGUGGCUGCGGGGCCACGGCUCACUCUCCCUUGCCCUGCUCAUCCACAGCAGGUGACAACUGAUGGCUUCUCUGCCCUGUCCUGGCCACUGCACCCUGGAGUGGCAUGGUCCUGUGCCCCGACCCCACCUGAGGCAGGAGGGCGUGUGCAGACACUCAAGAGCCCUUCCAGGAGCGGGUCGCCCACAGUGUGGCUCGGGUGCUCAGGACAGUCUGUGCCCGAGGUUCCUGUCGAUACAGGUUUUAUCACUUGCCAUGUCAUCCGAAAGUGAGGAAAUGUUUUGGAAGGGUCCACCCUAGCCUAGAACAAGCCAGAGCCUCACUCUGGCUGGAAUGGGGGCCAUGCGGGGCUGAUCUGGCCUCGUGUUCGCUGGCUGAUCAUUGCAGUAUCAGAGGGUGGAGAUGUCUGUCUGUCCAUGUGGAGAGAAGUUGCCCUCCAGGCCAACAGGAGGCCAUGCCCACCGCCCCUGGACAAGCUUCGUCUCAGAAGGCUCUAUCUGCUGGGCUGGCGGCCAUCCCCUUGUUGGGUGGACCCCGGCACGAUGCCUGAGGGCCAAUGGCCGAGAGCUGGGACUCAGUUCUUGGCCUGCUCUCGGCUGAAGAGGCCGCACGUCUCACUUCAGUCGUGGCCUCGUUCAGCAGAAUGACUGGAACCAUCCUCUGUUACCCGCAGAUCCCAUCCCAUGGGCUCUGGCCCCAGGAUGUGGGGGGCCCCACGGAGAGUUGACUUGGUAGAGUUUCUUUCCGUGAAGAAAGUAGGAGUGGCUGACCAGGCCCUGCUCAUCACCCGGAUACAGGACACAGACCCUGCGUGGUAUUUUGGCAUUUUGGCUCAGAGUGCAAUGUGCCAUGUUGCCCAGAAUUUCAUACUUACGGCCUUUACAUGAAUACGUCUUGAUCAGGCGUUCAGAGAUUAGUCUUAGGUUUGCACGUAAGUCACUGGAAACAGUAAAACAGGUUGCUUAGAUUUCCAGCAAUUAUAUUUGUGCUCUUAUCCCCAGCUGUUAGCACGUUAGUAAUACCUUGGGGAGGAGUUGUCUGUCCUGGUCAGUGUUCACAGAUGCGGUUGUAAGAGGAUGUGGUGAUUUUCUCCACGUCUGCAGCUGCUUUGCAGCAUCUCCAUUUCACGGGCAGCACUCGCUUCCUGCAGCUGAAAUUCCAGAAUGCCCUGUGUC